CGCCGAGGGGCCGACGCUGCAACUGGACUGAGUGCGGCAAGGGCGAGAGCAUCGAGAGAGCCGAGCGAGGGCGAGCAGACGACGCAGCGCAGCACGGCUUGCGCUGCCUACGCCUGCGCCGAGCUCUCAUGCAGCGGCCUCGCCCUCGCGCAGCGGCCUCGGAGGCUUCUGGCUGUGGGCCGCCCUCGGCCUACAUAUGCUGGCCCCUCCGUCGCAGCCUCCUCGCAUCCCUCCCCCACUCUUUCAUCUUCUCAUCGUCUCCUAGGCACGCGCGUUGAUCGCCGGACCGUCUCUCUUACUCCUUCUGAUCGCUUCUUCUUACUCCUGGCCCAACUCUCUGCUCCGGCGCUUUGCUCUCGGCCCUCUCUCACUUCAGCCAACUUUCUUCACUCUCUCAACUCGAGGCCGGUCCUCUUCUCUCAGUACUCUCGCACCUGCAUCCGCCAGCAUGUUCUUCUCGCUGCCCCUCGCGUUCCUCGGUGUCGCCGGCGUGCUCGCGGCGCCCAUGCCGCUCGACUCGCGCGGCCUCGUCACCGGCGCCAAGGCCAACACGACGGCCGGCGGCGUGGCGCCGCUCGGCCCCUCGUCGCUGGACGUCUUCCCCGCCGGCGGCAACUGCACCACGUCGUGGAGUCCGGCGCCGCUCGACGGCAAGGUGCCGUGGAACAACAUGACGAUCAGCCUCAUGACGGGGCAGAACGCCAACAUGACGACGCUCGCCACCGUCGCCAGCGGCAUCGACGGCACCAACGCGUGGGCGACCAAGUACACGUUCGAGUGUCCCGACGUGCAGCCGUACAGCCAGAUCUACUUCCUGCAGUUCAGCAAUGGCUACGACCCCAUGGCGUCGCAGUGGACGACGCGCUUCACCAUCGCCUCGCCGCGUGGCGAGACGACGCCGCCCGAGUUCGCCACGCAGCCGACCGGCGAGGCCGUGCCGUGGGGCAACGGCCGCCUCGUCACCGACAGCAAGGGCGACAUUCCCGGCGCCACCAAGGCCUCCAAUGCCAGCGCCCAGGGCACGGCGGCCAAGUCGGCCUUUGCCUCCAUCUUCGCCACGCCCUCGGCCGCCGUCAAGGCAAAGGCGGCGUACACGAGCGGCGCCGAGCCGCGCGCGCUCCUCUCCGCCGCCGGCAUGGCCAUGGCCGCCGUCGCCGGUGCAGCAGUGCUGCUGUAGAGUCCCCUCCCACCCUCGCACAUACCACCAAUACAUCAUCACCUAGCA
Messenger RNA from Tilletiopsis washingtonensis, 1225 nucleotides. RefSeq lists its product as hypothetical. The record is from RefSeq and is a predicted model, not a curated record. The transcript has a single exon. Bases 449 to 1177 code for a protein of 242 amino acids. NCBI's taxonomy places the organism in Eukaryota, Fungi, Basidiomycota, Exobasidiomycetes, Entylomatales.